Messenger RNA from Myiozetetes cayanensis, 2305 nucleotides. It is a transcript of the gene CSK, whose product is annotated as C-terminal Src kinase. The record is from RefSeq and is a predicted model, not a curated record. The coding region runs from base 201 to 1553 and encodes 450 amino acids. The transcript is spliced from 13 exons. NCBI's taxonomy places the organism in Eukaryota, Metazoa, Chordata, Aves, Passeriformes, Tyrannidae. Gene Ontology annotation, molecular function: protein binding; protein tyrosine kinase activity; ATP binding. Gene Ontology annotation, biological process: regulation of Fc receptor mediated stimulatory signaling pathway; protein phosphorylation; adherens junction organization.
GCGGCGGCGGCGGCGGCUCCGGCUUCCCCGCCCCUUCCGCCCCCUCCGCGCCCCCCCGCCGGCCCAGCCGAGCCCGGAGGCCCCGGUGGCGCCGCAUGGAGCAGCCGGCGGCGGGCUGAGCCCCUGCCCGGAGGGAGGUCUCAUGGUACCAAGUGACGUGUCUCCCCUGUGAGAUUCGUGCCCCCCAACCUCCUGAGAAGAUGUCAGGGAUGCAGGCUGUUUGGCCGUCCGGUACAGAAUGUAUCGCCAAGUACAACUUCCACGGUACCGCUGAGCAGGACCUGCCCUUCAGCAAAGGAGACGUCCUUACCAUUGUUGCUGUCACCAAGGAUCCCAACUGGUACAAGGCAAAGAACAAGGUGGGCCGGGAGGGCAUCAUCCCCGCUAACUACGUCCAGAAGCGGGAAGGAGUGAAAGCUGGGAUCAAGCUCAGCCUCAUGCCGUGGUUUCAUGGAAAGAUCACACGGGAGCAGGCAGAGCGGCUGCUGUACCCUCCCGAGACGGGGCUUUUCCUGGUGCGGGAGAGCACCAACUAUCCUGGGGACUACACUCUGUGCGUGAGCUGCGAGGGGAAGGUGGAGCACUACCGCAUCAUCUACUCCUCCAGCAAGCUGAGCAUCGAUGAGGAGGUCUACUUUGAGAAUCUCAUGCAGCUGGUGGAGCAUUACACCACAGACGCAGACGGGCUCUGCACCCGCCUCAUCAAACCGAAGGUGAUGGAGGGGACGGUGGCAGCGCAGGACGAGUUCUCUCGCAGUGGCUGGGCCCUCAACAUGAAGGACCUCAAGUUGCUACAGAUCAUUGGCAAAGGGGAGUUUGGAGACGUGAUGCUGGGGGAUUACCGGGGGAACAAAGUCGCCGUGAAGUGCAUUAAAAACGACGCCACAGCGCAGGCCUUUCUGGCAGAGGCAUCUGUCAUGACGCAGCUCCGACACAGCAACCUGGUGCAGCUCCUGGGGGUGAUCGUGGAGGAGAAGAGUGGCCUUUACAUCGUCACUGAGUACAUGGCCAAGGGCAGCCUAGUAGACUACCUGCGGUCACGUGGGCGGUCAGUCCUCGGGGCAGACUGCCUGCUGAAGUUCUCCUUAGAUGUCUGUGAAGCCAUGGAGUACCUGGAAGCCAACAACUUUGUCCACCGGGACCUAGCGGCGAGGAACGUCCUGGUCUCGGAGGACAACAUCGCAAAGGUCAGCGAUUUCGGGCUGACCAAGGAAGCCUCCUCCACACAGGACACGGGGAAGCUGCCAGUCAAGUGGACAGCGCCAGAAGCACUUAGAGAAAAGAAAUUCUCCACCAAGUCAGACGUGUGGAGCUUUGGGAUCCUCCUCUGGGAAAUCUACUCCUUCGGGCGAGUGCCUUAUCCGAGAAUUCCCCUGAAGGACGUGGUGCCCCGUGUGGAGAAGGGCUAUAAGAUGGAUGCCCCGGACGGUUGUCCGGCCGUCGUCUAUGAGGUGAUGAAGAAGUGCUGGACCCUGGACCCCGGCCACCGGCCGUCCUUCCACCAGCUCCGCGAACAGCUAGUGCAUAUCAAAGAGAAGGAGCUCUACCUGUGAGGGGGGGGCUCGCCCACCCCGGCAGCCGGGGGGGGACCAUGCUGGGGGUGGGACCGGGGGUGUGGGCAGCCCCCCUGCCCCGCCCUGGCACCAGGAGGGAGCCCCGGGGGUAUCCUCUCCGCCCCAGUCCCCCGGUUGCUUCCAAACUUCCAAAUCUGUCAGUUUUUAUUUUUAUUUUCCAGGUUUGGGGUGGGUUGGUUUUGGUUUUUUUUUUUCCUCUCCCAGGCUCUUUUUUUUUUAUUUUUGUGGAUUUUUUUGUUGUUUUUGUUGUUGUUGUUUUCUUAGUUUUGGGGGGGGCUUUGUUGGUGUUUUUGGGUUUUUUUUAUUAUUUCAAGCAGGGCCCAGCUGAGCGCUGGGCGUUUUACUAAAGUACGAAUCUUAUUUUUUAAUGUAAUUAAAAGAAAAAAAAAAGAAAAAAAAAAAGAGAAGAGAGAGGAAGGUUGACAAAAGGAGAAUAAUAAUAAAUAAACCAAUGAAAUGGACACACGAAAAGGAAACCCCCAGCGACAGACGUGAUGGUUGACGGGUUGACGCUGGACUCGCCGCCCGGUCGGGAGAGCGUGGCCGCGUCCCUGCCAGAUGCUUUUUUUUUUUUUGGGUUGUUUUGCUUUAAACUCGUUGCAAUGUUUGCAUGCUGUCUCCAGAGGCCUUUUUUUCCAGUCCUGUCCAGUGCUUUAUUCUCAUGUAAUGCUACCAACUGUGAGAUUAAAAACUGUAAUUAAAAAAAAAAAACAUUCCAUACGGACGCGGCA